Messenger RNA from Chaetomium strumarium, 726 nucleotides. RefSeq names its product EXS family-domain-containing protein. Gene Ontology annotation, biological process: phosphate ion transport; cellular response to phosphate starvation. The annotation marks the transcript as partial. The record is from RefSeq and is a predicted model, not a curated record. The transcript has 3 exons. Gene Ontology annotation, molecular function: inositol hexakisphosphate binding. Lineage: Eukaryota; Fungi; Ascomycota; Sordariomycetes; Sordariales; Chaetomiaceae. Gene Ontology annotation, cellular component: Golgi apparatus; plasma membrane; cytoplasm.
CCAGUCGAGUUCCGGGAUGUCUUUCUUAGGGAAGCCUGGUGUUCGCUAACAUAUACGACCAGUAAUAUCGAGCUUCUUUUUUGUUUAUACACCUCUUCUUGGCAUGAUGCAGACUAUUGCAAUUCAUCACAUUCACGGCUUCUUGAAUUCUUCGCUCUUCCGCCGACAUUGCGCGCUAUACAAUGCAUUAGAAGUUGUUACGACACACGGAAUAUAUUUCCGCACCUCUUUAAUUUCGGGAAAUAUACAAUGACCCUUUUAUCAGCUGUCAGCCUGAGUCUCUACCGUAUCGAGGACUUACAGACUAAACUGAGCUUUUUUGUUACAUUCGCUGCUAUGAACGCAGUAUGUUGCUGCAAUUACCCCACGCUUGACGUCUUUGUUGACUUCUCCCUCGUCCGAGGAAGGCCCAGCCAAAAACUCCUCCGUGACAUCACGGCGCUCCGCCCAAUCUGGAUCUACUAUGUUACUAUGCUAGCCGACCCCAUCCUACGCUUCUCCUGGGUCUUUUACGGAAUCUUUACCCACAACACCCAGUACGGCAUUCUUGUCUCCUUCAUAGUCUCACUCUGCGAAGUCGUCCGUCGAGGCCUAUGGGCGCUUCUCCGUGUCGAGAACGAGCAUUGUACCAGCAUAAUCCAGGUGCAAAUUCUCGCGAGAUGCUCCGGCCCAUCUCCCAGGAGCGGCUCUUGGCCAAGGCCAAGGACAUUUGCACAAGUCUUGUGA